AUGGCUUUUCCCAGUGGAACUACAUAUCAUGCAGACUCUGAUGCCGACGACGAGUAUGAGAGAAGCGUCAUGACUUCACCGACCCAACUACACACAGACUCCGAGACAUCCUCCGAACCUGCCUCGAACGAACAUACUCCCACCACCUUUGACCCAGCUGGAGAGGAAUCGAGUUUACCGAGAACAAUAAUAACAGAAUGGACCCCAGAGGAGUGCGCACAAUUCGUCGCCAGUCUCAACCUGCGGCAGUAUUGCCAGGCUUUUAUAGAACAUGGCAUCGAGGGAGAGGCGCUUGUGGCCCUCAAACAUGAAGAGCUCAAAGAGAUGGGCAUAGCCAGUGUCGGACACCGGCUGACCAUACUGAAGAAUGUGUACGAUUUGAAAGUGAGACAGGACAUCCAAGUCGAACCUGACGACUAUAUUCCACCGACCGCCGAAGUCAACCCUCGCCAUGAAAUGGCCACGAAAGAAGAUAUCAAUCGUCUCGCCCAGUCUCUCAUACGCCUGCGGGAGGAGCGAAUAGCCCAAGCUGAAGCGCAGCUGACUCGGCUGGCCGACGACUACCGCAAGCUGCGACAGGAGCUCCUCCCUGUCUUCAAGAUGGCCAAAGAACGCUCCGAACCUCUGCCCUAUGCACCCUACCAGUCUUCAGCCCUCAGCCCGGAAAUGUAUCAGCAAGACCAGCCAUCUCCCCUGCCUCCUCUCCUAGCGACACAAGCCGCCCCUGAGAAGACAAGUCUUACUAGGACUUUCUCUAAGAAAUUGGGCCUGAGCUCGACACCAAAGAACAAUUCACCCACCCACAUCCCAGGCACGAUUCACGAGGGUAGGGCAUAUGCAGAUAACUCGUCGCUUGACCCCAGUGCUGCGGCAAGUCUGGCUAGCAAUUCAUUAACGGCUCAAAUGUCAGGCGGAGCAAUGCCUCACCCAAGCCCGGGCAUUCCCUCACCUACGUCUCCGUUACCUUACCAGCAUCAGCCACUAGCACCACGGAGUUAUCAGCGCGACGGAAACAACAUAUCGAGAUACGAUGGCUCAGAAGAUUUUCGGACGACUCAAGUAGCCAGUGAACGAGAGCCACCGACGUCGGCAAAGAGUGCCAGUGCGAAGAUCAACCCGACGAAUUCGACAAUAUCAAAUGCAAGCACACUAAUACCUUCGAGAGAACAGUCAGCAAGCGUACCGCCACAGUUACCAUCGAGUGCGGCUGGUGGGCAUACACCUGGCAGCGGCGCAGAGGCUCCCAGUGUAGAGAUCUUCAAGUCUUUCCGCGUGGGACUGGAAGAUCCUUGCUACAAGGUCUUGCCGGCUGCAUUGCGCAAGUACAAUAUCCAGGCAGAUUGGCGGCAGUAUGCUUUGUACAUUGUCUACGGCGACCAAGAGCGAUGCGUCGGCCUCGAGGAGAAGCCGCUCGCUCUCUUCAAAGACUUGGACAAAGAAGGCAAGAAGCCAAUGUUUAUGCUAAGAAAGCUGGCGAAUCCAAUCAAUGAUCCAGGCAGUGCUGCCGCUGGGGGUGUGAAGCCCUUAGGAAGCGCUGGGCAGCUUUCGAGUGCGGCGAGUGUGCGGAGUGCAAUGCCACAGAAUCUGCCCGGUGGCGUUCUUUAG
Messenger RNA from Exophiala spinifera, 1605 nucleotides. RefSeq lists its product as uncharacterized. The transcript has 3 exons. Gene Ontology annotation, biological process: signal transduction. The record is from RefSeq and is a predicted model, not a curated record. Bases 1 to 1605 code for a protein of 534 amino acids. Lineage: Eukaryota; Fungi; Ascomycota; Eurotiomycetes; Chaetothyriales; Herpotrichiellaceae. Gene Ontology annotation, molecular function: protein binding.